AUGACGGUCCCGCUGACAGAGGAGGACCUGCACGAGCUCUACGUGUGGGUCGAUGACAUCCCCAUCUCCCGCCCGAAGCGGAACAUCACGCGUGACUUUAGCGACGGCUGCUGCGUGGCGGAGGUGGUGAAGUUCUUCUUCCCGAAGCUUGUCGAUCUGCACAACUACACCCCCGCCAUGUCGAUGAGGCAGAAGAAGGACAACUGGGAAACCCUCAACAACCGCGUCUUCCGCAAGCUCCACUUCGAGGUGCCGGUGGAGGAGAUCAACGACAUCACCGCUGGUGUGCCGGGCGCCAUUGAGCGUUUUCUCCGCGCACUGAGGACAAAGAUCGCGCAGAUCAAAGCACGCCGCGAGGAGAUGGAGGCGCUGGAUGUGCGCCCCACAACCUCCGCGCUGCGGCCACAGUCUUCGGCAGCGCGGAGCGGCGAGGGCGCCGGUGCAAACAACUACGGCAGCUGGACGAACGCGGCGAAGGCGCAGUCCACCAGCCCGCGGUGUCAGCCGAGCGGCACGGUGGGGAACGCUCCAGCGGCGUAUCGGUCCCCGUCCAACUCAAAGAGCUUGCAGGAGGCGGGCCACCACACCUCCACCAAUGGCAGCCACAACAACGGUAACGCCGCUAGCUUCCGUCUCCUGCUGGAGGAAAAAGAUCGCACUAUAUUUGAGCUUCGCGAGACGGUUAGCUUGCUGAGCGAAAAGGUGACGAAACUGGAGGAGCUAGUCCGCGUCAAGGACGAGAAACUAAAUGCAUAUCGUGCCAAACUCGGUCGUCUGUAA
Messenger RNA from Trypanosoma grayi, 780 nucleotides. Its product is annotated as sperm flagellar protein 1. NCBI's taxonomy places the organism in Eukaryota, Euglenozoa, Kinetoplastea, Trypanosomatida, Trypanosomatidae. The transcript has a single exon. Gene Ontology annotation, biological process: regulation of cytoskeleton organization. The record is from RefSeq and is a predicted model, not a curated record. Bases 1 to 780 code for a protein of 259 amino acids. Gene Ontology annotation, molecular function: microtubule binding. Gene Ontology annotation, cellular component: axoneme.